Hipposideros armiger (great roundleaf bat) is the source of this 627-nucleotide messenger RNA. Its product is annotated as olfactory receptor 1013-like. NCBI's taxonomy places the organism in Eukaryota, Metazoa, Chordata, Mammalia, Chiroptera, Hipposideridae. The transcript has a single exon. Gene Ontology annotation, biological process: G protein-coupled receptor signaling pathway. The annotation marks the transcript as partial. The record is from RefSeq and is a predicted model, not a curated record. Gene Ontology annotation, molecular function: olfactory receptor activity; G protein-coupled receptor activity. Gene Ontology annotation, cellular component: membrane.
UCUGCUGGGCUGGCGUAUAGUGAGUGUUACCUGCUGGCUGCCAUGGCUUAUGACCGCUACGUGGCCAUCUGCAACCCCCUGCUUUAUUCCCAGGUGAUGUCCUCAAGGCUAUGUGCCAAUCUUGUAGCAGCUUCAUACCUUGGUGGCUUUCUUAACUCUACCUUCAUUACCAGCAAGACAUUUACCCUGAGCUUCUGUGGGAAUAAUAUCAUUGACGAUUUCUUCUGUGAUCUGCCCCCUCUUGUAAAGUUGGCCUGUGAUGUGAAGGAGAGCUACCAGGCCGUGCUCUAUUUCAUACUUGCCUCCAACGUCAUUACUCCCACCAUUCUUAUUCUUGCCUCCUACCUCUUCAUCGUUGCUGCCAUCUUGAGGAUUCGCAGCACCCAAGGUCGCCUCAAGGCCUUCUCCACUUGUGCCUCUCACCUGACAGCUGUCACCUUGUACUAUGGUUCAAUUCUCUUCAUUUACUCCCGACCAAGUACUAGCUACACCCUGGAAAGGGAUAAAGUGGUGUCUGUGUUCUAUACUGUGGUGAUUCCAAUGUUGAAUCCUUUGAUCUAUAGCUUAAGAAAUAAAGAUAUUAAAGAUGCCCUGAGGAAAAUGGUAGAUAGGGCAAAGUGUUCAUAA